This is a messenger RNA of Pyricularia oryzae 70-15, 192 nucleotides long. RefSeq lists its product as uncharacterized. The transcript has 2 exons. The record is from RefSeq and is a predicted model, not a curated record. Lineage: Eukaryota; Fungi; Ascomycota; Sordariomycetes; Magnaporthales; Pyriculariaceae. The coding region runs from base 1 to 192 and encodes 63 amino acids.
AUGGUCAAUUCGCCAAAUUUGGGUUACAAUGCGAACACCGAAAGCAAGGUUGGAUUUCUGCGUGAGCUGUCGGGUGCCAAGUGCCGCGAUGGCUUGACGGCACUCGGCAGUACUCCUCGGCCAGGCUGCGCGUCUGCUCGACCCCGUUGCCUUGCUGCACAAUCUGGCGAGGCUGGGGCAAAGCAAAGAUGA